AUGAGUGCAUUAAAGUGUAUACUUAGCGAGAAAGGAAAGGAGCUUCUAGUCUUAGAUGGAUAUAAAUGUCGUUUUCAUAAAGAACUAACUGGUGGUAUCAAACGUUGGGUGUGUUCGGUAAGUGGAAAUAAAAAGUGUACGGCCUAUUUGAAGACAGAGGGGAAAACAAAUAUAAUUGAAGUUGUUGACAACCAUAACUACCCGCCACUUGAUGAAAAAAUUCUUAAUAGGAAUGAAGUGAGUAAUUCCUUGAAAAGAAAGGCUUCAGAAGAUUUAAGUGAGAGACCUUUAAAAUUCAUUCACCGAGAACUGAGGAAAGGAGAUGGCGAAACAUUGACUAAUUGCGAUGUCACAUGUAUAAGAAACAAUAUAUACCACUCUCGAAGGAGCUUUCUACCAAAACUACCAACAACUCAACGAGAAGUUCACAACGUUCUUAAUUUCUAUCCUGUCAUGAAAAUCGGGGCGAAACUUUUCUUCUUGUAA
Psylliodes chrysocephalus is the source of this 486-nucleotide messenger RNA. Lineage: Eukaryota; Metazoa; Arthropoda; Insecta; Coleoptera; Chrysomelidae. The record is from the annotation of a GenBank genome assembly.